AUGGACGGGGGGGGCCGCCAGCUGGGGGGCAGGGCAGGCUGCGCCCAUCCCCCUGGCCUCACGCCUGGUGCCUGCAUGGACGGGGGGCACUCAUCUGUGGGGGAGGGCAGGCUGCGCCCAUCCUCCUGGUCUCACGCCUGGUGCCUGCAUGGACGGGGGGGCCGCCAGCUGGGGGGCAGGGCAGGCUGCGCCCAUCCCCCUGGCCUCACGCCUGGUGCCUGGAUGGACGGGGGGGCCGCCAGCUGGGGGGCUGGGCAGGCUGCGCCCAUCCCCCUGGCCCCGGGCCGCCCCGCCUCAGCCAGGGCCGCCGGUCAGAGCGUUCCAGAGGCCCCGCCCCCAGCGCGGUACCUGCCCGGCUGGAGGGGCGGGCUCUGCCCGGGCGCCCUCCAAUCGGGAGGCGGCGGCGGCGGGCCGGGCGCGUGUCAUUGGUCCGCCUGUGCGGGCCGCCAGCAGGGUGCGUUGCGCCGGGCUGCGGUUAGUGCCGCGGCUGUCGGCGACGUAGGGAGCAGCCCGGGCGGCGGCGGCGGCGGCGGCGAGAGCGGGAGGCGCCGGGCCCAGCCCAGCCCAGCCCGGUGA
Molecule: messenger RNA, 576 nt
Organism: Dermochelys coriacea (leatherback sea turtle)
Lineage: Eukaryota; Metazoa; Chordata; Testudines; Dermochelyidae
Product: glycine-rich cell wall structural protein 1.0-like
Exons: 1
Coding region: 1-576 (191 amino acids)
Source: RefSeq, a predicted model, not a curated record